GCCAUGGGCGAGGAGAUGGCCGAGAACCGCCCGGGGGUGGCGGCGACGCUGCGGGCGCUGAACGGGGCCCUGGGGCGGCCCGCCGCGCUCUGGGUGAAGGAGAGCGGCGCCCGCAACCUGCGCCACCGGGAUUUCCUGGCGCCGCGGGCCGCGCUGAGCGCCGCCUUUCCCGGCGGGCAGGUGCCCCCCGAGGCCGUGUCGGCGGUGCCGUCGCUGCGGGGCCCGGCGGUGCUGCCGCUGCGGGUGUGCCGGCAGACGCCGGCGGGGCUGGCGGUGCAGGUGCGGCGCCCCGAGGCCUUCCGGCGCCUGCUGGGGCCGCUGCCCGGCCCGGCGCCUCCCGCGGCGGGGGCGCGGGCGGGCUGCGUGGUGCUGCACUGCCCGGCCCUGCGCGGCCCCGCCGCCCCGCGGCCCCGCCACCUGCGCUCCGUCCUGCUGGCCGACCACCUGGCCCAGCUGCUGCGCGCCCAGGGGGUCCACGUCCGCCUGGUCCCUGCGCUCAGCGAGGAGAGGAGCUGGAACGUCCUGCGGCAGCUCCGCGUCUCCUGGCCCUCCGGCUCCGCUGGCUCGUCCCUCACUGAUGCCGUCUCGGCCUUGAAGGCGGUGCUGGGCCGGUGCCCCUGUGCCGCAGCCUGUGAGCAGGGGCCGGGCACAGCCGAGGGUGUCAUCUUUAAGGUGCACCUGAAGAGCUUCGUGGAGCAGCAGGGCUUGUUGGGCUACGACCCCAAUCUAGAUGUGCUUCUCGUGACAGAGAGGACACUGCGGGCCUUGGCUGAGCUGCAGGAAGCUGUUCUGCAGUGCCCAGCCAAAGGCCAGAGCAGUUGCUGCAGCAUCGUGCAUGUGGUGAACUGUGAGGAGGAAUUCCAGCAGCAGCAGCUGGAUGUGCUCUGGAGGAUUUUGGAUCAAGGAGCCCACACAGCUUUGCAGAAACACCUUGUCUGUGGGCCAGUGAAGGUGACCAACCCCUCAUCACCCAUUGGGGCAGACCAGUACUUCCAGCUCCGGAAGCGCCAGAUGUAUGAAGCCUCCGUGAUGAAGUAUGGGGAGCUUGCACAAGAUGAGGCCUGGACAGAGGUGAUUGAUACUCUGACAGUGGCUGCCAUCAGGUUUGAGAUGCUGAGCACUGCUCACCGGAGUCAGAUCAUCCUGGACCUGGAGAACAACAGCAUCUCCACAAAGGGAACAAAGAGUGGUGCCUUUGUGAUGUACAACUGUGCCCGACUGGCCACACUCUUCAAAACCUUCCAGCGGGCUGUGGAGCAGGGCACAUAUCCACCUCUGCCACCAGUAUCUGAACUGAAUUUCUCCUGCCUCCGAGAAGAGGGUGAAUGGCUCCUCCUCUUCAACUAUCUCCUGCCCUUCCCUGAAGUCCUGCAGCAGGCAGCACAGCUGCCCAUGUCCUCCAAGGGGAUCCGGAUCACUGCCAACACAGAGGCAGUGUGCAAGUUCCUGAUCCAGCUCAGCAUGGAUUUCAGCUCCUACUACAACCGAGUGCAUGUCCUGGGGGAGCCGUUCCCUCAUCUCUUUGACCAGAUGUUUGCUCGCCUCCAGCUGCUGGGAGCAGUGAGGGACGUGUUCCACAGCGCACUGGCAACCCUACACCUCCCUCCCCUCAGCCAGAUCUGAGCCACCCCUGAAGAGCUGUACCAUGGUGUGACAGUCACCUACACACCACAUGUUGGGGCAGAACAGGGCACAUUGUCUUGGCAAGACAGGGGCUGCUCUGGUGGCAGGCAAGGCACAAUUCAGCCCCAUGGAGGUGCUUCCCUUCCCAUGGUCCAUGGUGUUUGGGGAUUGGUCUGUACUGUGUGUAGCUGUGUCUAGUGUGGGACAUGGAUAGCCCUCCACAUCCACACCAGCAGAAGGGCAGAGGGCUCCUGUGGCACCCCAGAAGCUGAGCUGGGAGUGCUGGGGAGGUGGCAGCAGGGACCAGUCACCACAAAGACAAAUGCCAACUUCACUUCUCUCAAAACUUUAUUGAAAGGUGCUCCGUGCUGGCAGGGAGCUCCUGAGGCUCCAGACUCCUGCUGGGCUCUGAGCCAGGCCCCAGUACUGGGGUUCAAUACACUUGUUGCUGGACAAACCC
Molecule: messenger RNA, 2083 nt
Organism: Lonchura striata (white-rumped munia)
Lineage: Eukaryota; Metazoa; Chordata; Aves; Passeriformes; Estrildidae
Gene: DALRD3
Product: DALR anticodon binding domain containing 3
Biological process (GO): arginyl-tRNA aminoacylation; tRNA C3-cytosine methylation
Molecular function (GO): arginine-tRNA ligase activity; tRNA binding; ATP binding
Source: RefSeq, a predicted model, not a curated record